Paramecium tetraurelia is the source of this 866-nucleotide messenger RNA. RefSeq lists its product as uncharacterized. The record is from RefSeq and is a predicted model, not a curated record. The transcript is spliced from 4 exons. NCBI's taxonomy places the organism in Eukaryota, Ciliophora, Oligohymenophorea, Peniculida, Parameciidae.
AUGUCAAGUGACAACCCAGAUGGAUAGCCAUUGGAUAUCGAAUAUUAUGAAACCAAUUAUCCUUAUUUGAAUGUCAAGAAGAAUCUUCUGAACAACACUUUAUCUAAAUGGAGAAGAGCUAUUGCACCAUAUAACCCAUUUGCCAUGCAAUAAAUCCCAAAUCAAAAGAGAAUGGGUAUGGGUAUAAGAAAUGGCAAUGGAUUUUACUUCCCUGAUCCAUAUCCUAACAGAGUUAAUUGGAGUGUGUUUUUCCCAACUCAUUAUGAUCCUUUGAGUGAAUAACACUUUGGAAAUCACGGAUGGUAGACAAGAAAAGAUGCACCAAUGUUUACAGCACUAGCAAUUAGAGCUUAAGCACUUCCAAGAGGAUGCGUUAGAUAAAUUGAUGCCUUCAAAAGAUGUUAAAAUGUAAAUGGAGUAACUAAAUGCCAAGAAGAAGCUGAUAACAUCAUUUCUAUUUGUCCCAAAUGGGCUUUGGAAGGAUUGAAGGAAAAAAAGAGGUAACUAGAUAAAAUUGAAGCCAUCCAGACACUCCAAUAUCGUUCGGUUUUGGAGGUUUCUCCCUACAAUAAGGGCAGAACAGCAAAGGAUGUUUCAGAUAAGACCUGGGCUGAUGGACAUAGAGACAAUUUGAGACCUGAUACAAUGUGGGCUGACGAGAGAUAUACGAACAUUACUUAGAGUGAGAUCAAUGAGGCUAAGAAACGAGUGGCUGCAAGAGAUGCUGCAAGUGGAAGAGUUAAGGAAUAGGUGUACCAAGUGCAUCACCCAGAUAUGUCGAGUUCUCAUAUCAGCGAAGACAAACCUCUAUAUCCAUGAUUUAUUAAUAAAUAAUAAAUAAAAAUAUUAAAACAAAUCUUUAAGAA